AGUGGGAAACAGCGAGAAGCUCAGAAGCUGCUAAAGAAAAUACUCAAACUACACAGAGUGCUGCAGUUGAUAAGAGUACCGUAAUUACGACACAGACAGAAGCUUACACACAACCAGUCACUAUGCUGCAGAUUCCAGUAGCUCCAGCUGUGCCUGCUGUUAGCUUGGUUCCUCCUGCAUUUCCUGUCACAAUGUCUGUGCCUCCUCCUGGUUAUAGCCCAAUUCCUCCUCCACCCUUCUUGAGAGCGAGUUUCAACCCUUCACAGCCACCUCCAGGCUAUAUGCCUCCCCCAGUUCCACCUGUGGUUCCACCACCUGUUGUCCCACCACCUGUUGUCCCACCAGUUGUUCCAACACCUUUAGUACAGCCUCCAUUACCAAUUGCACAAGAGACGAUGAAGGAUGUUCCUUUUACUAGCCUUGUUCUACCAGUUGGCACAGUUACUAGCAAUCUAGCUACUCCAACAUUGUCUGCUGGAAGUGUUUUUAAUCCUCUGCCAAUCAGCAAACCAGAAUCAGAUGAAAAAGGAUCACAUCUUACAGACCUUCAGAUCUCUUCCAAUGAAAACAGUAGAUCUGUGCAAAAUGAUGUCUCAAGUAGCUCUGGGCUUGUUGGAGGAGUGCAGCCACCCAGUGUCUCAAGCAAUUCUGGGCUUACUGGAGAAGGGCAGCCACCCACUGUCUCAAGUAGCUCUGGACUUGCAGGGGGAGUACAGCCGCCCAGUGUUUCAAGCAGCUCUGGACUUGGAGGAGGAGUGCAGCCACCAGCUGUUUCCAGCAGUUCUGGUCUUGCAGGAGGAGUGCAGCUUCCUGCUGUUUCCAGUAGCUCUUCUCUUGCUGGCGGGGUUCAGCCAACUAACGUCUCAAGUAGCUCUGGACUUAUGGCUGGAGUGCAACCACCAAAUGUCUCAAGUAGCUCAGGGCUUCUAGCUGGAGUGCAUCCACCCAGUGUCUCAAGCAGCCCUGGCCUUCUGACAGGAAUGCAGCCACCCAGUGUCUCAAGCAGCUCAGGAGUUCUGGCAGGAGUACAACCACCAAGUGUUUCAAGCAACUCUGGGCUUCUCAUGAUGCCACCACCCAAUGUUUCAAGUAGUUCUGGACUUAUGGGAGUGCCACCACCAAAUAUUUCAAGUAGUUCUGGACUUCUGGCAAUGCAGCAUCCAGCUGCAGUUCAAAAUAUGCCUCAUUUAAAUAUUAGUAGUCAAAGGAUGCCAGGAAUGCUUGAUCCAUCUCUUCACCCACCACCUCGAGGGCCUUUUCCUCCAGGAGAUAUUUUUAAUCAAACAGAAAGACCUUUUGGAACACCAGGAAGACAAAAUAUCGAUAGCAUUUCUAAUCCAGAGAAAAGACUACCACUUGGAGGUGAUAACAUUUCGCAGGAGGGAGAUAGAGAUUAUCGCUUUCCUCCAGUGGAAAACCGAGAUAAUCUUAACAGACCAUCUCCAGUGGAUGUCAGAGAUUCUGUUGGGCGACCGCCAGUUGAUCCAAGAGAGGGUAUUGGAAGGCCUCCAGUGGAUGGAAGAGAACACUUUGCAAGACCACAUGUAGAAAUGAGAGAAAAUUUUGGAAGACCAGGUAUAGAUAACCUUGGCCGAAGAGAGCAUUUUGGUUUCAAUUCAGACAAGCAUUGGGGACAGAGAGGAGAUUACGAUGAAAGAGAGCACCAUGCCUUCCCUAUUUAUGGUGGCCCUAAAGGCUUCCAUGAAGACAGAGAGAGGUUUCGGCAUGUAAACUAUAGGUUUGAUAGUAGAAGUGGUCCCAAUUGGAACAGAGGAUUUGAACAAGAUGCUCACAGAGAUUUUGAUGACCGCAGAAGACCCUGGGAAAGGCAGAGGGAUAGGGAUGACAGAGAUUUUAAUUUUUGCAGAGAAAUUAAUGGGAACAGGUUUGGAAGAGACAGAAUGUCAAACAACUGGAUCCCUCCUCCACAUCCACGGGUUUUUGAAUAUUUUGAUGGGGCCACUUCUCAACGCAAAGCUGAUAAUAUGCCCCAGGUAAAUGGUGAAAACACAGAGACAGAAAGUCAGCCACCAACUGCACAGGUGCAGGACGAUCCAGAACUUUAUGAAAAACUGACAUCUUCCGUCGAGAUAAACAAAGAGAAGAGUGACACAGAAGCUGAUAUAGAGAGUGAACCAGUGGUAGAAAGCACAGAAACUGAGGGGACAUAAUCAUCACUCAGUAGGUAAAAGAUACCUUUUGUAAAGUUGUCAUCUCUCUGUAAUAGAUAAAUGGCUGACUGGACCGUAGCAGUUCACUUUUGUCUGCCAGAAUUAAGUUAAUCUGAUGUUCAUGUUCAUCUUUCACUUAAAUAACUGUACAACUGACUUGUAUAGAACACUGUUCUUAAUUUGAACAUGGUAGGUAAACGUUUUUUGGUUUUGUUUUGGUUUUUUUUAUUUUAUUUUUCUGGUAAAGCAUAAACUUGCCCCCACUUGCUUUUAAUUUCACAAAGAUAAAUUAACAGCUUGUCAAACAAAGACUUCCUAUGGAAGAAAACGAAAAUUUUUAGAUACUACCCUUAGGUUGGCUAUCGAAAUUGUUAUACUUGAAAACAGGUGCUGGUGUAUCUUGUCCGUGGUUUUAGGCUGCUGCAGAAUUUUAAAGUAUAGACAAAGCUGUGAUAUUUUAUGUUCCUACAAUUCGGCAGUAAAAGAAAUGGCCCAUGUUAUUUAAGGAGCAUAACACAGAGAUUAAAAGUGGUUUUGUAAAAUCUACACUAUAGUCUCUGUUUUCUCUAAAGUAAGUGUUUGUGAUUUGUUCCUCGUACUGCAGUGGGUUUAAAAAAAUGAAAAAAUACAUUUUAAUGUUGGGUGCAUUUUGUUUUUAGAUGCCAAUAAAACAUAUUUGUU
Molecule: messenger RNA, 2852 nt
Organism: Acanthisitta chloris (rifleman)
Lineage: Eukaryota; Metazoa; Chordata; Aves; Passeriformes; Acanthisittidae
Gene: SCAF8
Product: SR-related CTD-associated factor 8
Exons: 6
Source: RefSeq, a predicted model, not a curated record